Molecule: messenger RNA, 3494 nt
Organism: Ochotona curzoniae (black-lipped pika)
Lineage: Eukaryota; Metazoa; Chordata; Mammalia; Lagomorpha; Ochotonidae
Gene: MEF2D
Product: myocyte enhancer factor 2D
Exons: 12
Coding region: 474-2033 (519 amino acids)
Biological process (GO): positive regulation of transcription by RNA polymerase II; cell differentiation
Molecular function (GO): RNA polymerase II cis-regulatory region sequence-specific DNA binding; protein dimerization activity; DNA-binding transcription factor activity, RNA polymerase II-specific
Source: RefSeq, a predicted model, not a curated record
UACGUCGGCCUCGACUCCCGGGGGCUGGAGGAGUUACCUUUGGAGCCCGAAAGGAGGAAGGAAGCAAAAUAUCAACAACAGCCGAGGCGGCUCGGGCACUCGGCCCCGGUCUCUUCGCUUGCCUGCCGCCUGCCUGCCCGCCCCCGCGCCCACGAGACGGGGGCCCAGGCCCCCCGGCGCCGCCCAGGGCCCCGCGCGGACGCCGGCCUCAUUUAUUAUUCCCCUCCCCGCCCGGAGCUGCGGCUUCCCGGCACUGAAGCUUUCCCCAGGACGAGGGGCGAAGACUGCCCGCUCCCUGCCCCGUGACACCCCUUUUCCAACCUCAGCGGGGCUUGGAGGCUGUGCAGAAGGUGUCCGCCAGACCAUGAAUUGAGCACUAGCUCUGGAUUGUUCAUGAGCACAGUGUGAGGUGUGCUGAGACCUGCCACCCAGCAAGCUCCUCCCCUCCCUAGCACUGAGGACUCCCAGAGAAGAUGGGGAGGAAAAAGAUUCAGAUUCAGCGAAUCACUGAUGAGCGGAACCGACAGGUGACAUUCACCAAGCGGAAGUUUGGGUUGAUGAAGAAAGCGUACGAGCUGAGCGUGCUGUGUGACUGUGAGAUUGCGCUCAUCAUCUUCAACCACUCCAACAAGCUCUUCCAGUAUGCCAGCACCGACAUGGACAAGGUGCUGCUCAAGUACACUGAGUACAACGAGCCGCACGAGAGCCGUACCAACGCUGACAUCAUUGAGACCCUGAGGAAGAAGGGCUUCAAUGGCUGCGACAGCCCGGAGCCCGACGGGGAGGACUCACUGGAGCAGAGCCCCCUGCUGGAGGACAAGUACCGGCGCGCCAGCGAGGAGCUGGACGGGCUCUUCCGGCGCUACGGGUCAGCAGUCCCGGCCCCCAACUUUGCCAUGCCUGUCACGGUGCCCGUGUCCAACCAGAGCUCCUUGCAGUUCAGCAACCCCAGCAGCUCCCUGGUCACCCCUUCCCUGGUGACGUCAUCCCUGACGGACCCACGGCUCCUGUCCCCUCAGCAGCCAGCACUACAGAGGAACAGCGUGUCUCCCGGCCUGCCCCAGCGGCCAGCCAGUGCAGGGGCCAUGUUGGGAGGAGACCUCACCAGUGCUAACGGAGCCUGCCCAAGUCCUGUUGGGAAUGGCUACGUCAGUGCUCGGGCAUCCCCCGGCCUCCUACCCGUGGCCAACGGCAACAGCCUCAACAAAGUCAUCCCUGCCAAGUCUCCACCCCCACCCACCCACAGCACCCAGCUCGGAGCCCCCAGCCGCAAGCCCGACCUGCGGGUCAUCACCUCCCAGGGAGGGAAGGGGUUAAUGCAUCACUUGACUGAGGACCAUUUAGACAUGAACAAUGCCCAGCGCCUUGGGGUCUCCCAGUCCACCCAUUCACUAACCACCCCAGUGGUUUCUGUGGCAACACCCAGUUUACUCAGCCAAGGCCUCCCUUUCUCUUCCAUGCCCACCGCCUACAACACAGAUUACCAGUUGACCAGUGCAGAGCUCUCCUCCUUACCAGCCUUCAGUUCGCCUGGGGGGCUAUCGCUAGGUAACGUCACGGCCUGGCAGCAGCCCCAGCCACCACAACCACAGCAGCCACCACAGCCGCAGCCACAGCCUCCACAGCCACCGCAGCCACAGCCGCCUCAGCAGCCACCACAGCCACCUCAGCAGCAGUCCCAUCUGGUCCCCGUGUCGCUCAGCAACCUCAUCCCGGGCAGCCCCCUGCCCCAUGUGGGUGCAGCCCUCACGGUCACCACCCACCCCCACAUCAGCAUCAAGUCGGAACCCGUUUCCCCCAGCCGGGAGCGCAGCCCUGCGCCGCCCCCUCCAGCCGUGUUCCCCACUGCUGCCCGCCCGGAGCCCGACGACGGCCUCAGCAGCCCGGCCGGGGGAGCCUACGAGACGGGGGACCGGGAUGAUGGCCGGGGGGACUUCGGGCCCACCCUGGGCCUACUGCGCCCAGCCCCAGAGCCCGAAGCCGAGGGCUCAGCUGUGAAGAGGAUGCGGCUCGAUACCUGGACAUUAAAGUGAUGGUUCCCACUCCCCUCCUCUCAGCCUCCCCGAUGAAGAGUUGACAAUCUCACCGCCCACCCCUCCCCACCCUGGGCUCCUCCCGCUCGACCCCCACUUCCUUUCUUGUGCUCCGUGUCCUGUUGACGGUUACAUUUGUGUAUAAUUAUUAUUAUAUUAUUAUUAUUAUUAUAUUUUUUUUUUAAUUUGGAUUCUCGCUUUGGAGAGGGGAUGCUGUCAUCCCCUCUUUAUCUCCACCUCCCACCAUUUUCACUGGCUGGGGGCUCUCUUUUUUUGCGGGAAGGGGGGGACACUUUGCACGUUGUACACAUAUGCUGCAGGAAGGGGGUGGGGGCCCAGUAGGCUUCUGGGAAAGGACAGGUGCCGAGCCCUGCAUGUGGGAUCCUCCCACCCCAUCCCCCAGAUAGAGGGAAAUAACCAAAAAAUUACCAAACAACAGCAACAACAAAAAUCCUACACAAUAGACAGAAAUCCCAAAGUUGACCUGAUGAGUAGGUUUGUGUUUCAAGGGGGAACGCGAGGCACAGGUUCUGAACAGGAUCUCUGGUCCUGGGUAUUCCUCUGACUCCAGGCAUAGUGGGGCAGAGUGCCCGGGCCUGUGGGCACACACACAGGACAUGCUUGCUGACCCUGGUGUGUGCCGCCUCUCCAUGGGGUGUAGGUACUGGCUGAGCUUCUGGGUGAGGACUGCUACCUGCCUGGGAGUCCAAGGCUAGAGGGCAGGGUAGCCAGGGUUGCAGUGGGGCCUGUCUGGAAGCACAUUUGGAGAGAGAGAGAGCCAUGAGGAGAGGGCUGGGAGUGGGGGAAAGGGGUUGUUGUAGAAGGGCUAGGCCAGAUAUGAGCUGGACCCUCCCUCCCCCAGCUUUUCUCUUAAGAUAAUACAGUGCAAUAGCUCCCCGGCCCUCACUGGAUGCCAGCGGCCCAGUGAAGUUGGCCUCAACGUGCAGGGAGAAUCGGGGAGAAGAACUUGAGUGAGGGGGCUGGGGAUGGCGUUGGAACAGGUCUUGUGGCAUUGGAAGGCUGGAGCCCUUCCAUGGGACAAGUGCAGGGAGGGGACUUGAUGUGCCAGGGUGGACUUCAGCAGCUCCAGGUCCCUACAAAUGGGGCCCAUCCAAGAAAGGGGGGGCCACCACCCUAGCUCCUCCGCCACCCUCUCCUGGGCCCUUCCUACAAGUUCCUUCUGCUCCUGAUCCCUGCUCUUGGCACCCUCACCCCCCCUCGGUCGUCUCGCUACCUCCUUGUCCCACCACCUCCAGGCCGUGUCCCACCUUCCCUCUUGGCUACUGUAAUUGUAAAUAGCGACCUUUGGAAAAUGUUAGCGGUGUACCAGUCCAGGAAACUGUUGUUGUUGUACUGAUAUGAAAUGAGAAUCUAUUUUUGUCACAGUAUAUUGUAAUAAUAACGACUCAAAUGGCCCGUACUGUCCAGAGAAGAUCUGCUGUUGUUCUUGCUCCUCAACAC